CAGGCUAGAGUGCAAUGGCGCGAUCUCGGUUCACUGCAACCUCCACCUCCCGGGCUCAAGCGAUCCUCCCGUCUCAGCCUCCGGAGUAGCUGGGAUUACAGGCGGGCACCACCACGCCCCGCUAAGUUUUCGUAUUUUUAGUAGAGACCGAGUUUCGCCAUGUUGGCCAGGCUGUUCUCGAACUCCUGAGCUCAAGCAAUCCGCAGCCUCGGCCUCACAACGUGCUGGGAUUACAGGCGUGAGCUACCGCGCCAGCCUCACGUGACCUUUUUGAGUGAAGUGUUGUGGGGCCUUCAGUGGCCUGGUUGUGGGGCCAGGAAAACGCGCUUGGUUUCACUGAGUUAAAAGAAACCUAUUUUAAUAUGAAAAUCGGUUCUUGUGAAGAGCACACUCCUGGAAGGACCCAGGAGGUCAUCUACACUCGCAGGGUUUUCCAGACUUGUCUGAUUAUUAGUAACACCUGGCUGGGCCCAGCCCAAUCCCAGUGACUUGACUCUCUGGAAGAGGGGCUUGGGAAUCUUUCUCAUUAAGGAGCUCCCCAGAUGAUUCUCCUGAGCGGGUAAUGUUGGGAAACCCUGGAGCAUCCAGCCUGGUGAUUUUGUGCUGAGGGCCGCUGCGCCUGUCAAUGGCCCACUUGGAAGUAGAGCCUGGACCACCUAGUCCAAGUCAAUGGCUGCAUCCUGCAGCUUUCGCGCCCUCGACCCGCAAGUAUUUGCGAGGUAUGUGAGGAGCAGCGCUGUGAGGAGGAAGUCUUCCCCCUGGCCAUGAACUACCUGGAUCGCUACCUGUCCUGCGUCCCCACCCGAAAGGCGCAGCUGCAGCUCCUGGGUGCGGUCUGCAUGCUGCUGGCCUCCAAGCUGCGCGAGACCACGCCCCUGACCAUCGAAAAACUGUGCAUCUACACCGACCACGCUGUCUCUCCCCGCCAGUUGCGGGACUGGGAGGUGCUGGUCCUCGGGAAGCUCAAGUGGGACCUGGCUGCUGUGAUUGCACAUGAUUUCCUGGCCCUCAUUCUGCACCGGCUCUCUCUACCCCGUGACCGACAGGCCUUGGUCAAAAAGCACGCCCAGACCUUUUUGGCCCUCUGUGCUACAGAUUAUACCUUUGCCAUGUACCCGCCAUCCAUGAUCGCCACGGGCAGCAUUGGGGCUGCAGUGCAAGGCCUGGGUGCCUGCUCCAUGUCCGGGGAUGAGCUCACAGAGCUGCUGGCAGGGAUCACUGGCACUGAAGUGGACUGCCUGCGGGCCUGUCAGGAGCAGAUCGAAGCUGCACUCAGGGAGAGCCUCAGGGAAGCCGCUCAGACCAGCUCCAGCCGAGCACCCAAAGCCCCCCGGGGCUCCAGCAGCCAAGGGCCCAGCCAGACCAGCACUCCUACAGAUGUCACAGCCAUACAUCUGUAGCCCUGGAGAGGUCCUCUGGAGUGGCCACUAAGCAGAGGAGGGGCCGCUGCCACCCACCUCCCUGCCUCCAGGAACCAUACUAUAUCUAAGCCUGAAGGGGCGUCUGUUCCCCCUUCACAAAGUCCAAGGGGUCUGGUCCUACCCAUCCCCGCGGUGUGCACUAAGGGGCCCAGCCAGCCAUGUCUGCAUUUCGGUGGCUAGUCAAGCUCCUCCUCCCUGCAUCUGACCAGCAGCGCCUUUCCCAACUCUAGCUGGGGGUGGGCCAGGCUGAUGGGACAGAAUUGGAUACAUGCACCAGCAUUCCUUUUGAACGCCCCCCCACCCCUGGGGGCUCUCAUGUUUUCAACUGCCAAAAUGCUCUAGUGCCUUCUAAAGGUGUUGUCCCUUCUAGGGUUAUUGCAUUUGGAUUGGGGUCCCUCUGAAAUUUCAUGCAUGAUAGACACGUAUGAGGGGGAAUAGUCUAGAUGGCUCCUCUCAGUACUUUGGAGGCCCCUAUAUAAUCCGUGCUGACAGCUGCUCCUAGAGGGAGGGGCUUAGGCCUCAGCCAGAGAAGCUAUAAAUUCCUCUUUGCUUUGCUUUCUGCUCAGUUUCUCCUGUGUGAUUGACAGCUUUGCUGCUGAAGGCUCAUUUUAAUUUAUUAAUUGCUUUGAGCACAACUGUAAGAGGACGUCAUGGGGUCCUGGCCAUCCGACAAGUAGUGGUAACCCUGGUGGUUGCUGUUUCCCUCCCUUCUGCUACUGGCAAAAGGAUCUUUGUGGCCGAGGAGCUGCUACAGCCUGGGGUGGGGUCAUGCCCUCCUCUCCCAUUGUCCCUCUGCCCCAUCCUCCAGCAGGGAAAAUGCAGCAGGGAUGCCCCGGAGGAGGUGGCUGAGCCCGUCUAGAGAGGGAGGCAAGCCCUGUUGACACAGGUCUUUCCUAAGGCUGCAAGGUUUAGGCUGGUGGCCCAGGACCAUCAUCCUACUGUAAUAAAGAUUGUGAAAUAAAACUGGUUUUGGCUUCUUGGA
This is a messenger RNA of Nomascus leucogenys (northern white-cheeked gibbon), 2403 nucleotides long. It is a transcript of the gene CCND3, whose product is annotated as cyclin D3. The transcript has 5 exons. Gene Ontology annotation, cellular component: cyclin-dependent protein kinase holoenzyme complex; nucleus; cytoplasm. Gene Ontology annotation, molecular function: cyclin-dependent protein serine/threonine kinase regulator activity. Bases 765 to 1400 code for a protein of 211 amino acids. The record is from RefSeq and is a predicted model, not a curated record. Gene Ontology annotation, biological process: mitotic cell cycle phase transition; positive regulation of G1/S transition of mitotic cell cycle; regulation of cyclin-dependent protein serine/threonine kinase activity. NCBI's taxonomy places the organism in Eukaryota, Metazoa, Chordata, Mammalia, Primates, Hylobatidae.